AGGACAUUUUAGAUGAGGCAACAAGAAAAGACCUUUUCACUGACACUUUCUGUAAGGUUUGUGGGGCAGUGCUGCAGUUUGAGUCUCAAAGGACAUCACACUAUAAGGGCAAAAAACAUGCUCAGAAAGUUCGUGUUUACAUCCAAACGCAUGGUGAGAAAGAUGAGAGACAGGAGCAUGGCAAACAGAAGAAAACUAACUGUAUCAGUUUUCAGAUGGAUGGGAGUGGAGUAGUGGACAAAAACAAAUAUUGCAAUCUCUGCAACAUGUUUUUUACUUCCCCAGUUGUUGCUUUGUCUCACUACUUGGGAAAGAUCCAUGCUAAAAAGCUGAAGCAAUUAUCAGGAGACCAAACCCACAUGCCAGCACGGAGCAUGCAGCCUGUUUCUGUUUUACAGAAGCCAUCAGCUGAAAAGCCCUUGCUGCCUUCAAAAGCUGAAGAGGCCUCAUCAUCCUCCAGCACAAGACUGAAGUUAAAUGAUCCAGACAAGUACUGUAAGCUCUGCUGUGCUCCCUUCAAUAAUCCACUCGUGGCCCAGCAGCAUUAUGUUGGUAAGAAACACAGAAGAAAUGAAGCACGGAAAAAGAUAAUGGAGGAACUAGGAGACAAAGCUGUCCCUGAAGAAUCUGGCACAAAUGGUAAGAAAAACAUGAGCGAUUCCUUCUUUUCAGCUGUUGGGGUUGGUUAUUACAUGUGCCACGUAUGUAAUGUCACACUUACAUCUAUAGAAACGUACCAGUCCCAUAUGCAGGGAAAUAAGCACCGGAUUAAAGAAACAGCGCUUGUCGAUCUCAUGAAGAAAUCAAAGAAAACAUAUGACUCCUUUCAAGAUGAAUUAACGGAUUACAUGAAAGUUCAGAAAGCUAGAGGUCUAGAGCCAGGAAGGUAUUUAGGAAAAGCAGAAGAGGAAGGGUUUCAAGAUAAAAACAUUGAAGGAGGAAGUGACCUUGGUGAGGUUAUAUCUUCAAACUUUAAGUGUGAACAAACCCAGCAUUCCAGUGUUUUCUCAGAAACCCAGUCACCUACAAAUACUGGGGAAAACAAAUGGCCAAGCUGGCCAUCAGCUUGUGAGCAUGCACUAGAAAAGACACCUAAUUGUUGCUAUAACAAGGGAUACUGUAAAGAAGAGCAAGAGCUGCAAGCAUCUGAGGUGGCCACCAUAGGAGAUAAGAGCUUCAGCCUGUUGGUUGCAGAAUCUAAAGACUACUGUAAACCUAUGCUUGCUGAAACUUCUACCAGCUCCUACAGAAAAGAACAGAAAUUUCAGAUAAAACAUUCUGAGGUGGAAAAAUACAUCAGUGAAGAGCUGAAGUAUAAGAAAGAAGCCACAAAGCAGAAAAGAAAGAAAAAUAGUGAAGGUGCAGAUUUCAGAAAAGAAAAUGAGAAGCAAAAGAGAAUGAAAUUUGAGAUAGACUUGGUAAAUGAGAAGAAGUCAAGACCUUGUAAAGACAAAAGACUUAAAGAAAACCCCACUGAGAGAGAGAACAAAAAGAACAAAAAGGAUAAAAAGAAGCCACAGACAGAUAGCAAAAGAGAAGAGGAGCUACUUUGGGAUGAAUCUGUCUUGGGAUAUUGA
Balearica regulorum gibbericeps (East African grey crowned-crane) is the source of this 1577-nucleotide messenger RNA. The record is from RefSeq and is a predicted model, not a curated record. NCBI's taxonomy places the organism in Eukaryota, Metazoa, Chordata, Aves, Gruiformes, Gruidae.